UCUUCCUCCGCGAGCUGAAAGUCACCUGACCGAACGCCAUGCAAAUCAUUCCCCUUCUGGAACGUCAUUGGCCACUCGCGGCUGAUUUAACGCGGUGUCAGAGCGCAUCAUAUGGCCGCCGCCGCUUUAACUAACUGCUCAACUCCGACAGGGAAAGUGGCUCAAAUGCGCAUUCUAUCGUAGUGGAUGUGAACCAACACGCGAAGAGAGGGUAAAUACUGACGCGGAGAACAUUUUAUUUCUUUCGGAUUAUUACGUACCUUCUGUAUUUGAUCGAUUUGGGUUAAGAUAAUAUCUUUGAGAAGAGAAAGAAAAGCAGCCUUGCCAGUUCGCACCAUAGCGACCGUUGCGCACCUGCCCAACAUAUUUAGAAAUCAAUUUUUUUCCUGUUGUUGGCAAACUUUAACAACCGGGUGAAUGUAUAGCAUGAUGAUGGAAACUGACCUCCACUCCCCCGGACCCCAAACCAACACGUCAACGGGGCAGACGGGGUCGAACAGUGGGUCUAAAGCAAACCAGGACCGGGUGAAGAGACCGAUGAACGCGUUCAUGGUUUGGUCCCGCGGUCAGCGGAGAAAGAUGGCCCAGGAAAACCCCAAAAUGCACAACUCUGAAAUCAGCAAGAGACUGGGCGCCGAGUGGAAGGUGAUGUCCGAGGCUGAAAAGCGUCCGUUCAUCGACGAGGCGAAGCGGUUGCGCGCCAUGCACAUGAAGGAGCAUCCGGAUUACAAGUACCGGCCGAGACGGAAGACCAAAACUCUGCUGAAAAAGGACAAGUAUUCCCUAGCCGGUGGACUGCUUUCUGGAGCCGGGGGCCCCGGUGGAGUUGGUUUAGGGGUCGGCAUGGGUUCAUCUGGGGUCGGGCAGAGGUUAGAGAGCCCUGGGGGCCACGGAGGCUCCGCUGGCUCUGGUUAUGCACACAUGAACGGCUGGGCUAACGGUGCGUACUCUGGGCAGGUCGCUGCGGCCGCGGCGGCGGCGGCGAUGAUGCAAGAGGCUCAGCUCGCCUACAGCCAGCACCCGGGGAGCAGCGCUCACCAUCACCACCACGCACACCACCACCACUCGCACAACCCCCAGCCGAUGCACCGCUACGACAUGACGACCCUGCAAUACAGCCCCAUCUCGAACUCUCAGGGCUACAUGAGCGCCUCUCCGUCCGGCUACGGGGGGAUCGCCUACACGCAGCACCAGAGCUCUGGCGUCUCCUCUUCGGCCGCCAUGGGGACGUUAGGGUCGCUGGUGAAGUCGGAGCCGAGCGUAAGCCCUCCUGUCAGCACACACUCACGGGGUCCUUGCCCCGGAGACUUGAGAGAGAUGAUAAGCAUGUAUUUACCGACCGGAGAGCCGGGGGAGCCGUCAGUGCAAAGUAGACUCCACGCCUUGCCGCAGCAUUACCAGAGCGCGACGGCUGGAGUCAACGGGACGGUCCCGCUCACACACAUUUAGAGCCGAAAGAAAGAUAACAUAAGAGUAAUCAUUGAGAAAAAAAAACUGCAAACAGAUAACACAUAACCAAAUAUUUACCUCUUUUCUAAAUCAUCCCGGUCCCAGAACUACCUGCAUUUUGUACAGAAUGUUUAUGAUAAUGUAAAUGAAGGGAACAUAGCAUAUUCGUCUGGGCUUUUUUUGAACAGCCACCAGUGGAAUUAUAUAACGAAGAUAAUGUUCAAAUAUUGGUUAUUGUGAAAUCAUUUUUGUCCAUUACUUAACACAGUCUUAGUCGAGGGCUAUGCCAAGUUUAAGCGGAUAUUUGGUUAAAAUGUCUCAUAAAUUGGGGGUUCUUGUAAGUUAUUGAAAAUGAAAAAAGCUGUGUCAUAAUCAUAAAAAGUGCUUUAAAUGAUAUAUGAAAAACGCAUUCCUUACACAUUUGUUGUUCAUUUGCAGAAGCCUAUGUCUAUUAAUUAUCAAAUACUUUCUUUUUAUUGUAAUAACAUAAUUAUUGUAAAUUGUGAAUAAUUUUAAUAUUUCAAAAACUGACGGGCGACUGCUGUUGUAAUUUAAGUGCUUUUCUGCAAGUGAAAGGCCCUGAUAUUGCAAUGAAGAAAAAUUGAAUAAAUUUCACAGAUUUUGCUUUGAUUCUUAAAA
Molecule: messenger RNA, 2088 nt
Organism: Gadus macrocephalus (Pacific cod)
Lineage: Eukaryota; Metazoa; Chordata; Actinopteri; Gadiformes; Gadidae
Gene: sox1a
Product: SRY-box transcription factor 1a
Exons: 1
Coding region: 418-1449 (343 amino acids)
Biological process (GO): regulation of DNA-templated transcription; cell differentiation; anatomical structure morphogenesis
Molecular function (GO): DNA-binding transcription factor activity, RNA polymerase II-specific; RNA polymerase II cis-regulatory region sequence-specific DNA binding
Source: RefSeq, a predicted model, not a curated record